This is a messenger RNA of Hevea brasiliensis (rubber tree), 3938 nucleotides long. RefSeq names its product protein SEMI-ROLLED LEAF 2. NCBI's taxonomy places the organism in Eukaryota, Viridiplantae, Streptophyta, Magnoliopsida, Malpighiales, Euphorbiaceae. The transcript is spliced from 20 exons. The coding region runs from base 331 to 3360 and encodes 1009 amino acids. The record is from RefSeq and is a predicted model, not a curated record.
CUCAUUACAAUUUCUAGACAAUUUUUUCUUAAUUUUUUAAAAUUUUAAUUAUUAAAUUUAGCGGUGUCCUAAUAUUUCUGGAAAAUCGGUGCCUCUUUUGCAUGGUCUAGAGCGAUUUCCAGCCUCUGGUCAGCUCUCCUUGGUUCUGUUCUGGAGGUUGGUAGUUCAAUUUGAGAUCUGCCCACUUGAGUUGGAAUCUUUCUUUCCCUUCUUGAUACCAAAACCUGACUCUGUCUGGUUUAGAAGGGAAAGAAAGAUAAAAUUUUGAGGGAGAAUCAAUCUUUUUUUUUCUUGGUCGAUUUGCGAAUAUUUGGAUUUUGGAAUCUGGAAAUGAGCGUUAUUUCUGGUGUUAUUUCGCGGCAAGUAUUGCCUGCAUGCGGUAGCCUUUGUUUCUUUUGCCCUGCUAUGAGGGCAAGGUCCAGACAGCCAAUCAAGAGGUACAAGAAGCUCAUUGCUAGUAUUUUUCCUCGAAACCAGGGUGAUGGGCCAAAUGAUCGUAUGGUUGGAAAACUAUGCGAAUAUGCUGCUAAAAAUCCUUUGCAUAUGCCGAAGAUCGCAAAUUCUCUUGAACAAAGGUGUUAUAAGGAACUGAGAAACGAGAACUUUCAAUCUGCAAAGAUUGUGAUGUGCAUUUACAAGAAAUUGUUGGUCUGUUGUAAGGAGCAAAUGCCUCUGUUUGCAAGUAGCUUACUGAGCAUUAUGCAUAUUCUAUUGGAUCAAACUCAACAGGAUGAACUACAAAUUAUAGGUUGUGAGACUCUUUUUGACUUUGUAAAUAAUCAGAAGGAUGGAGCUUAUGUGUUCAAUUUAGAAGGCUUUAUUCCUAAACUGUGUCAAUUAGGUCAAGAGGUGGGAGAAGAAGAAAGGGCACAAGGUCUACGUUCAGCAGCAUUGCAAGCCCUUUCUUCCAUGGUUUGGUUUAUGGGUGAACACUCACAUAUUUCAUUGGAGUUUGACAAUAUUGUUUCAGUUGUCUUGGAAAAUUAUGGAGAUCCUACAAAAAUAUCAGAGAACCUUGACACUAACAAGCAAGGUGCUCAGGAUAGGUGGGUUCAAGAAGUCCGCAAAAAUGAGGGUCAUGUGAUUCAUGUCAUUCCAUCAGAAGUCAUUAGAAGGGUUCCUUCUUGGAGAACACUUGUAAAUGAAAAAGGAGUCAAUGUGACAGUGGAAGAUGCGCAGAAUCCCAUCUUUUGGUCCUGGGUUUGCUUGAAUAACAUGGCCCAGCUAGGGAAGGGGACCACAAGCAUUCGGCGUGUAUUAGAAUCUUUGUUCCGUUACUUUGAUUGUGCAAAUUUAUGGUCUCCUGAAUAUGGUCUUGCAUUCCCAGUGUUAAGGGAUAUGCAGUUUUUAAUGGACAAUUCUGGGCAAAAUGCACAUGUUCUGCUGUCAACAUUGAUUAAGCAUCUUGAUCACAAAAAUGUCCUUAAACAACCCAAGAUGCAGCUUGAGAUUUUUGAGGUUAUAUCCUCUCUUGCUCAACAUGCAAAGGUUGAGUCUUCUGUAGCAAUAAUUGGUGCAGUGAGUGAUCUUAUGAGGCAUUUGCAGAAAGGCAUACAUUGCUCACUUGAUGAUGUGAAUCUGGGCAAUGACAUUAAAAAUUGGAACAAAAGCUAUAGAGAAGCAGUGGAUAAAUGCCUUGUGGAAUUAUCAUAUAAGGUUGGAGAUGCAGGCCCAAUUCUUGAUGUUAUGGCUGUGAUGUUGGAGAACAUCUCUACUAUUGCAGUUAUGAGCAGGGCAAUAAUCUCUGCUGUUUAUCGUACUGCUCAAAUUGUAGCUCCAAUGCCAAAUUUGUUGUAUCAAAACAAGGCAUUCCCUGAGACUUUAUUUCAUCAAUUAAUCCCGGCUAUGGUCAACCCUGACCAUGAAGCACGACUUGGAGCCCACCGCAUCUUUUCUGUUGUUCUAGUGCCAUCUUCAAUUUGCCCCCGUCAAUCCUCAAGUAAUCCUGAAUCAAAGAAAGGCUUAAAUCUUCGAACACUUUCAAGAACUGUGUCUGUCUUUUCAUCCUCAGCUGCUCUUUUUGAGAAACUAAGGAAAGAGAAAACGUCCUUUAAGGAAAAUGCCCGCCAAGACAACCAAGAAACUGUUGUAGAAGGUGAACAAAUCAGGAACGCUAGGGUUGAUACUUUGAAAUUCUCAUACAGUCGAAUUUACAGGGGUGAAAAUUCUCUUGCACCUUUAACAACAGAUGAAAAUCCUGUGAGCACUAAGGAAACGGAUGCAGGUUCUCUAAGGCUCAGUAGUCUUCAGAUUAAUAUGUUACUGGCAUCGAUUUGGGUACAGUCCAUUUCUCCAGCAAAUACACCUGAAAACUAUGAAGCAAUUGCUCAUACAUAUGGCCUGGUUAUGCUAUUCUCUCGAGCCAAGAACUCCAGUAUUGAGUCUUUAGUUCGAAGCUUUCAGCUUGCAUUUUCCUUAAGAAACAUAGCUCUUAACAAAGGAGGGCCACUCCCACCAUCACGUCGUAGAUCUCUCUUUACCUUGGCAACUUCAAUGAUUCUCUUUUCAUCAAAAGCAUAUAAUAUUGUUCCAAUUGUUCAGUUUUCCAAGGUUUUGCUUACAGAAAAAAUGGUUGAUCCAUUUUUGCACUUGGUCAAUAAGAAGUUAAAGGCUGUUAAUGCUGGAUCUGACCACUCCAGAAAUAUUUAUGGAUCUAAGGAGGAUGAUGAUUCAGCAUUUAAAUUUCUUUCAGAAAUAGACAUUACAGGGGACCAAAGCAGGGAAUUCUUCGCUGCUGAGAUUGUUAAGAGCUUGGAAAAUGUUCCGGAUUCUGAAUUAUCCUUUGUGCACGAGCAGCUCCUUAACGAAUUCUUACCCAAUGAUGUGUGCCAAUUGGGAGGCCAGUUUAUGGAUGCUCUACUUCAACUUGAUCAGGAUGAUUCGAUGGUAACAGUAGAUGAAGACAUUCUCGUAGAUUCUGUAGAAGGUCAAGCCAAACCUAAUAAGGAGUUGAUCUUUCAGAACCAGAAACUUUUAAGCGUCAAUCAGCUUAUAGAAUCAGUCUUGGAUGCAGCACAUCAAGUUGGAAGAAUGUCUAUAACUGCACCUGAUUUGCCUUACAAAGAAAUGGCCCAUCACUGUGAGACACUUCUAAUGGGAAAGCAAAAGAAAAUUUCUAAUGUGAUGAGUGCCCAUAAGAAGCAGGAAAGUUUGAUUAGCUUCUGUGCAAAGAAUCAUUGUGAGGAGACAAGGAAGAUAGGCAGCCCUUUUCUUGACCUGAACUUCACUGCAAACUCACAAAGAUUAUCUAUUGCAACUAUUCCAAUGCAAUGUGCGACAGAAUAUCAACAUAAUCCUGACUUCUUCUGGCUACCAUCGUCGUGCCCGUAUGAUAACUUUCUAAAAGCUGCUGGUUGUUGAUCAUAAUGAAGCAUCUGAGAACAACACUUCUUCCCUAGGUAGACAAGAAACAUCUAGUACUAGAGUAAACAAGCAGUACAAAGUUUGUAGGCCUUGCAGCUACAGGAAAAUCUGCUGUAUUCCAAAACAGUAUUAGUUUACGUGAGAAGACACAGAGAUGCAAACAAUAAUGGUCGAUUUUUUUAAUGUUUUCUCAUCAAAUUAAUUUUUUUUUUCUUGUCGAACAACACUUCUUCCCUAGGUAGACAAGAAACAUCUAGUACUAGAGUAAACAAGCAGUACAAAGUUUGUAGGCUUGCAGCUACAGGAAAAUCUGCUGUAUUCCAGAACAGUAUUAGUUUACGUGAGAAGACAGAGAUGCAAACAAUAAUGGUCGAUUUUGUUAAUGUUUUCUCAUCAAAUUCAUGUUUUUUUUCUUGUCUCUACAAGAUUUUGAGCAGCGACUUGCCAUUUGCUUCUUCCUUGGUUGUCCAAAAUUUUUCGUCCUGAUUCAAGGAUUCAUUCCUUCGAUGUAAAGAACAGUAUAUCAAUAUGUAAUUCUUUCCAUCAAUGCAAUGAGAUAGAGCAUGUAAAUUUCA